Messenger RNA from Pseudomassariella vexata, 771 nucleotides. RefSeq lists its product as uncharacterized. Bases 330 to 674 code for a protein of 114 amino acids. The record is from RefSeq and is a predicted model, not a curated record. Lineage: Eukaryota; Fungi; Ascomycota; Sordariomycetes; Amphisphaeriales; Pseudomassariaceae. The transcript has a single exon.
GCACUCGUUUCUGCCGGUAUCAACACCGCGAUAGCUCUCUCGCAACAGUCAAAACCGAAAAGAAAAACCACGAUGCAACUCAUCAUCUACCUCGCCGCCACCGCCACCUUUCUCUCCUCUUUCGCCGCAGCACAGAACUGGUGUGUCGGGGAUAAGUCCAUCGCCGGCUACUGCACUCCAGAGACCUGUACGAAUUCCCGGUGCCACCACUUUCCCUUCUGGUCUGUCUCGGGAGCAAAAGCUGUCCAACAGAGAUAUAUCGGGAGUCAAUGCUCUUAAGACAUGACUCAGAACUCCCAGAUCACCGUUUAUUCAUUUUAGAAUGGUAAAUGCUAAUCCCAAUGGUUGAAGGGGUCGGCUCCACCAACUCCUCCGCGCCGCUCAUCUCGGAAUGCUACGACGCAUGCCGCGGAGUCAGUACCGAUGCAGGGGACUGGUAUGCCGAUCUGACUGGCAAGCCUGAGGGAGUGAAGUCCCUUCUCGUUGGUUAUGCGUGUACCUUCUCGAUCGGCCGCGGACCCAGUCAGGGAGAUCCGCUCGCGUUCUCCCUUCACAACCAGGACAUCCUGGAUAUCUACGAUGGGGCGAUUUCACGAUUUGGGAGUGACGGACGGGUUAGCGCUUCGGGUACGAUGAUCUGUGAGGGCAACCAGGUGGCUUGGUGGGUCGAUUGAGCUAGCAAUAUAUAUGAAGUCUAUCAGAUGUACAGUUAACAGGACGACUUAGGCAACCACUGAGGUGCUUACUUCAGUACAUAAUAUGAACAGAAGU